CCUGGGAGCCAGCGCAGCACCCAGCCCUCUACUUGCACCCAGGGCGCACCCGGCAGCACCCCAAGUAGAUGAAAGCAAAGAGAAGCUACAAAAUUCCAGCCAUGUCCACAUCCCUGCGAGUGAGCCCCUCGGUCCACGGCUACCGCUUCGACACAGCCCUGCGCAAGAAAGCCGUGGCCAACAUCUUCGAAAGCAUCAAUGAAGAGUCCCUACAGAAACUCUUCAAAAACUCCGGAGACAAGAAGGCAGAGGAAAGAGCCAAGAUAAUCCUCGCCACCGAUCAGGACUUGGAGGAGAAAACGAGAGCGCUAAUGGCACUAAAGCAGAGGAGAAAAGACAAGCUGCUUCAGUUCCUGACAUUUCGGAAAUACUCCAUUAAAGUUCACUGAACUGAUGGAAGGAGCAGAAAUGGAGGAGAACAUUUCAGGAUGGGACUGUUUGUGACCUCUUGCCACACACGGCGCGCUCCAGGGCCUGGCGAGGGUCUUGUUGGACCUCCCGCAGGGCUUCAGCCCCACCAUGCACGCAGCAAACUGCAGCGCCGAUGGCAGCAUCCGCGUGGACAGCAGUGUCGGUGCAAACAGCAGCAUCGGCAUGGAUGGCAGCAUCGGCGCAGCUGGCAGCAUUGGUGCACACGGCAGCAUCGGCACGGCCAGCAGCGCAGCGGCCAGAGGCUCCCAGAGGGAGGGCAGACCCCCGCAGGAGGCAGCCAGGCUCCUCUGGGCGGCCGUGGGACUGAGCCGUGGGGGAAGCCGCACGCCUGGGAGCGACCUGAGACCUUCUGAUGGACUAGGGGUUCACUGACUUCACCUGUGUGUGUUGCCUUUCCAAACAUUUUCCUUAAAGUCUGUGCCCCUGCUGAGCCUCGCUGUCUAGGGCCAGGAGGGAGGUUCUGGAGACUGAUCAGCUACUGAUCAUGGAUCACUUUGCAUUUGUUAAAAUGCAUGUAAGCGCACCGUAUGGGUGCAGUAAGUUCAUCCUGCAGGGAAUGCAUUUGCUCUAGAGACACACUGCGCCUUUUCUUUCUCGAGCUGUAUGUGUGCAGUAUAAAUUGUUUGCACAGAAGCAAUAAUAAUGAUGUAUUUCCCUGAAUUUACUGUGAAAACCCCUAAUAUUUUGUUCACUUCCCAUUAACACUAAAAAUCUAAAUAUCAUAACUAUAUUUCUUAUUUGUAUAGAUUACAAUAGCUAUUAGAUGAGUACUUCAUGGCAAUAUUUUAUGACAAUAUUAUAAUAUCAACUAUAAUUUAUUGCAUAUGACAAUCUGAAAAUUAAUAAAUUAUGAAGUAAAUAUAAA
This is a messenger RNA of Falco peregrinus (peregrine falcon), 1297 nucleotides long. It is a transcript of the gene TCIM, whose product is annotated as transcriptional and immune response regulator. Gene Ontology annotation, biological process: negative regulation of Notch signaling pathway; endothelial cell activation involved in immune response. Gene Ontology annotation, molecular function: Notch binding. Lineage: Eukaryota; Metazoa; Chordata; Aves; Falconiformes; Falconidae. Bases 69 to 389 code for a protein of 106 amino acids. The transcript has a single exon. The record is from RefSeq and is a predicted model, not a curated record. Gene Ontology annotation, cellular component: nucleus; cytosol.